This is a messenger RNA of Amaranthus tricolor (Joseph's coat), 1535 nucleotides long. RefSeq lists its product as uncharacterized. The record is from RefSeq and is a predicted model, not a curated record. The transcript has 7 exons. Gene Ontology annotation, cellular component: post-mRNA release spliceosomal complex; catalytic step 2 spliceosome; Prp19 complex. NCBI's taxonomy places the organism in Eukaryota, Viridiplantae, Streptophyta, Magnoliopsida, Caryophyllales, Amaranthaceae. Bases 210 to 1139 code for a protein of 309 amino acids.
UCGGUAUCCCAAAUACGGAGACCCUUAUGAACACCCUCUCAAAUCAUCCUUAUUCUAAGGUUCGUUUGGUUUAUCCCCAAUUCAAUUAGGUUUGAAAACGUACUUUUUCAGUUUUCUGUUCCCAAAAGGUCCGAAAAAUCUACAACUUCCUGAGUUUCAAUAACAAAAAAAAAAAAAAAAGAAUACUGGUUUUACAGGAAUUCAAAACAAUGGGUGGAGAAAGAGGAGUUCAUCCAGAUUGUAGAAAUGCAUCAAACCCCUAUCAUGAGUGCGUUGAUUUUUGCUUCAGGGUCAUUGCCGAAGCAAAAGCUCGAUCUGCCCAAAACAAUAAAGAGGUUAGUGGAGUGGAUGGGAGUCAAACCAAGGUUGAUGCAGCUUCUCCUGAUAACAUCAAAGAUUCAGUCAAGGGUGAAUCAGGAAAUAGAAAAGAUCAUGAAGAUGCUGAUGAUCAUCCAACUGAAGUUACCUCAGAAGUCGACUUGUCUAAUCUUACAGGGAGACAAAGGAAGCUGUUUGAAUUAAGACUUAAGAUGAAUGCGGCCAAAAAAGCCAAUCAAACAGCUAUGGUGGCAGAGCAAAAAAGAAUGGAACCUCCUACUGAAUCGAGGGGUGUUUCUAAAGAAAAAUGGCUGGAAGAAAGAAAGAAGAAGGUUGGCAGACUUCUUGAUGCUAAUGGUUUGGACAUGACAAAGGCAUACAUGUUGGAUACACAGGAGGCAGCUGAAGCAAAAUAUAAAAAGUGGGAGAAAGAUCCAGCUCCUGCCGGCUGGGAUGUUUUUAAUCAAAAAACAUUAUACAACGCAUACAAAAAGCGCACAAAAAAUAUAGAUAUUGACCUUGAAGAAUACAACAAAAUGAAAGAAGAGGACCCUGAGUUCUACCGAGAGGCUUCCAGCCUCCAAUAUGGGAAGGCUCCAAAUAUUUCUGAAGACAAAAUUGAUAGAAUGAUUAAGGAGCUCAAAGAUAGAGAUGAGAAGCGUAGAGCUUUCAGUCGGAGGAGGAAAUUCCGUGAAGAAAAGGAUAUUGACUCUAUCAAUGAUCGUAACGAGCACUUCAACAAGAAAAUUGAACGGGCAUUUGGGAAAUAUACCCUGGAGAUCAAGAACAAUCUGGAAAGGGGAACUGCUUUGCCCGACUAAGCAGGUUAAUCACCCAAUUGCCAGAAUCUGGACUAUUUGGUUAUGGACAAGGGUGUAAUGCCGUGUCAGCCUUCUUUUCGGAAGAGUCGCCUUGGUAAGAAUCUUCAUGAGGGACCAACUUUCUGGAAUUGUGGCUGUUCUGUUGUACAGAAUUUGUUGGCAUGUAAGAUUACAAAUUCCAAUUUGAGCUUCUCAAAUCUGUUUGCUUUUGUACUUAUUAAAGAGCCCUAUUUCCUAUUGCUGCGCCCUUAAGAGUUAAGGUUAUAUCAGCUGUACUAUUGUAAGGCACUUCAGUUUUUUUACUAGAGUAAGCUGUUCGUCGAAUUAAGGCCUUUUGUGCCUAAUAUACUUGUAUGUUUGUUUAUUAUCGAAAUAGUUAAACCGUUAUGGAGAAAA